Messenger RNA from Zeugodacus cucurbitae (melon fly), 760 nucleotides. Its product is annotated as coiled-coil domain-containing protein 86. Gene Ontology annotation, cellular component: nucleolus. The coding region runs from base 1 to 624 and encodes 207 amino acids. The transcript has 2 exons. The record is from RefSeq and is a predicted model, not a curated record. Lineage: Eukaryota; Metazoa; Arthropoda; Insecta; Diptera; Tephritidae.
AUGUGGAUCAUAACGAGAGUGAUAGAGUGGAUGGUAGAACUGUCAAAUUUCAUAAAUAAUAACACGUGUGGUCGGAUUUCAGUGAUUUCAAUAAAUAAAUUUCAAAUUAGCAAAAUGACCGAAGAAAAUCAAAAAGUCACAACCGAGGAAACAGUCCACGAGACCAACACAGCUGAAACCGAAAAUGUUGAUGCCAAGGAGUCUACUACUGCUGAAACAAAAGUUAAACAACAAUCAGCGACGAAGAAGCAAACCAAAAAGAAGCCCGCUGAAAACAAUCCAAUACGCGGUUUACCCAAAUCAGGGCGCCCAUGGAAAACACCGAAGCAAAAGUUCACAACAAUUAAGAAGACUACAAAUCGUCUAACAUUCGAAAAGAAAAUGGAGCUGCGUAAUGAAUUGCGACAUAUCAAGGAAUUAUCAAAGGACAUAAAGGAGCAACGCAAGGAAGCGGCUGUGCAAAAGAAUCAACGACGCGUUGAAAAUGCUGAACGACGUUUGGCCAAUGAGCGGCGUUCGGAAGUGGUGCAGGUCAUCAAGAAUCCCGCGAAAUUGAAACGUUUGAAGAAGAAGCAAAUGCGUAUGAUUGAGAAACGCGACAUAAGUCAAGUGAAAGUGGUGUAAUUGAGCGCGUGUAACGAAUCCUAGAGUGAGGACUUGUGCUUAACUCAAUGCGGGAGGGUAGUUUAAGUUUUGUAGUUACUAUACAUAUAUGUAUGUAUAUUUUUGUUAAAAAGGAAAUACAAAAUUGAGUGUACGG